Molecule: messenger RNA, 4390 nt
Organism: Chelonia mydas (Green sea turtle)
Lineage: Eukaryota; Metazoa; Chordata; Testudines; Cheloniidae
Gene: SASS6
Product: SAS-6 centriolar assembly protein
Exons: 17
Coding region: 66-2039 (657 amino acids)
Biological process (GO): centriole replication
Cellular component (GO): centriole; centrosome
Source: RefSeq, a predicted model, not a curated record
CGGCUCGGCCGCCAUCUUGCUGCCCCGCCCCCCGCGGCAGCCGAGCGCCAAAGUCAAAGCGCAAGAUGGCGGCGGAGAGUCUGUUCGGCCGGUUGGUGCCGGUGCAGGUGAAGUGCCAGGGCUGCGAGGACAGGAGGAUAAAUGUUCGAGUGAGGAUUGAGCUACAAUCAACAUCGAAUCCUGUUCAUAAAAAGGACUUAGUUGUCCAGUUGACUGAUGAUACUGACCCCUUUUUCCUUUAUAACCUUGUUAUAUCUGAGGAAGAUUUUCAAAGUUUAAAAUGCCAGCAGGGUCUUUUGGUAGAUUUCUCUGCUUUUCCGCAAAGAUUUAUAGAUCUACUUCAGCAGUGCAUUCAGGAACAAAACAAAGAUACCCCAAGGUUUUUGCUGCAAUUAGUUUCUUCAGCAUCUGUUUUAGAUCACGCACCUGCUUUUUUAAAUGUAGUGGAGACAAACCCAUUUAAACAUUUGACACAUCUCUCACUAAAAUUCCUGCCAGGAAAUGAUGCAGAUAUAAAGAAGUUUUUAGCAAUCUGUUUGAAAUGUAUUAAGGAAGAAAAGUCAUUAUUGGAACAAAAGUUUAAAAAAACUGAAGAUGACCUUACCAGACAGCUGAGCUACACACAGCAGAGCUUGUCAGAAAAGAGCCGGGAAUUAGAUAAGUUGAGAAGUGAAUGGACGUCACAUACAACAACGCUAACAAAUAAGCACACUCAGGAAUUGACAAAUGAGAAGGAGAAAGCUCUCCAGGUGCAGACUCAGUACCAACAACAACAUGAACAACAGAAAAAGGAACUGGAAAGCUUGCAUCAGAAAAGUAUCCAACAGCUACAGAAUCGACUCUCAGAACUAGAGAUUGCCAACAAGGACCUAACAGAAAGGAGAUACAAAGGAGACUCCACAAUUAGAGAACUUAAAGCAAAACUCUCUGGGAUAGAAGAUGAGUGCCAGAGAGCAAAGCAAGAAGUGCUGUCGUUGCGUCGGGAGAAUACUACUCUGGAUGCUGAAUGCCAUGAAAAAGAGAAACACAUUAAUCAGCUACAAACACGAGUUGCUGUUUUGGAACAAGAGAUCAAAGAUAAGGACCAGCUAAUUAUUAGGACAAAAGAAGUAUUAGAUGCAACACAAGAACAAAAGGUGAUACUGGAAGAAAAUACAGAGAAGAAACAAGUUCAUGUAGGAAAACUUGAAGCAACAAUAAAGUCAUUAUCGGCUGAACUUCUUAAGGCUAAUGAAAUUAUCAAGAAGUUACAAGGAGAUUUGAAAACGCUAGUGAGUAAAUUGAAAUUGAAAAAUACAGUAACAAUUCAGCAAGAAAAACUCUUGGCUGAAAAAGAAGAGAAACUACAGAAAGAGCAAAGGGAACUUCAGGAGACUGGACAAUCUCUUCGAGUAAAAGAGCAAGAGGUAUGCAAGUUGCAAGAACAGUUAGAAACUACAGUACAAAAACUGGAAGAAAGCAAGCAACUGCUAAAAACCAAUGAAAAUGUAAUCACAUGGUUAAAUAAGCAACUGAAUGAAAUUCAGAUGGCAAGAAAGCAAGAGAUAUUGGGAACUUCUACCAUUCCACUUAUACAUUCAAGCAAUGGCACUAUUAGAACUGGCACUUCACCUCACAAUAUGCUUGACAACAGACUCCGUUUUACUAGCUCAGGAAUCAGUUACCCCAUCUCUCCAGUAUGCGCUUUCCAAAACUUUCCAGAAACAGCACCUGUGAAAAGUGCCAACCAGCAGGUUUCAGGACCAAAGGUUCAGUUUAACGUGCAGCUUUCAAAAACUAAUAGAAGUACAGACAUUCAGCCAGGAUUUCCUAUUGCAACUGGUCAGUCAACAAAUAAAGAAAAUGGUGAGAAUUUGGGAUUGGAAUUGAAGUAUUUAAAGAAAAGAGAAGACAGCAUUCCUUUACGAGGUCUCAGCCAAAAUACAUUUAACUCCUCAGAGUAUCCGAAAUCCUCCACAUCAACAAAAACAUUAACUUCAUCAAAACCCGGAGUACAGUCUACAGCCUCUGCUUACUUCCCUGGAUUGCAAACAACAUAAUCAUUAAAUGAAAUCUUUUAUUUUACGAACUAUCGAAGAUUUUGGAUGGCUUUUAUUAAGAUACUAAACACAAUUAUUACCCCUUAAAAUGUCAGUCAAAAUGUUACAGUAACCGUGGAAAAUGAGUUAACUUUACUAUACAUUUGUAUAAUCUUUGGCUUUUGUGAAGAAAGCAAAUGGAUUUACAUAGAUUUCAGUAUACAAUUCCAGCCAGAAAAGUAAAAUAUGGAGGGGAAAAAUAUUAACUACUUAAGUCACAUGGAAAUGUUUAGAAAUAAUUAUUCAUAAAAUGAGGCCAAGCCUUUUAAAAGGUUUAUAAAUGGUUACUGAGCAACAAGACCCACAUAGAGGAGUUCGUGUAGUAAACAACCUAUUUUAAUCUUUUCCCCUGCCAAAAAUCCACAAACUAAUGAUAUUGCUAAUAGUUCUAUCAUUAUGCUGAAACUCAGUCCUGCUUGGAGUUUCUCCUUGAAAAUAUCUUGUUACUUUAGGAUCUUGCUCCUGGAUGGUGCAUAGCACCCUCAGCAAUCUCUAAAGUCAGUGGUAGUUGUGCUGGGCAGUUUCCAGAUAUAGGAAACUUCUUUUCCCAAGUUAUUCCUACAUCUGUUUGGAGUUUGAAUCUAAUUUUUGGUUUUUAUACUGAAAGACAUGUUUGCAUAGCAUUUUGAACUUACUACUCUGGGCUCCUUAGCCCCUAAAUCAACACUUGUGUCAGGAUACCAGUGUAAUGACCCAGGUCAGCUAAGACCAGGAGGUGUAUUAUAUUCUCCUUAUACAGGAUUUUGGCAGUGUGGAUCUGCAUUAUUUGCAGAUCCACCAGUCACUCUCCAUGUGUGGAUGAAAUAUACACUCUGGCAUUCAUCUCUGUAACAUGCAGCAGGAUGUGGAGUAGCCUUUUAUUGGCCUGCCACCUAUGAAACACUGUUUCCUGUCAGGGUACAUGUAUACUGUGAUCACAGGAUGUGGUUGCAGUCUUAAGUCGACAUACCUGAACUAGCUUUAAUGAAGCUAGCUCAAAUACAACAGCAAUGAAACUGCUUCACUCUGGACUAGCUCCACAAGUAAUUACUCAGGGUUCUGGGCAGGUUUGUACAGCCCAGACUGAAGCACCUGCUGCAGCUUCACUGCUCCAGUACCCAAACUGGCUGGACUGGGGAUGUCUACUUGAGCUAUAAUCACAACCUGUAAUUGCAAGUAUAGACACAUCUUCAGAAGCUCAGUUACAAGAACGUAAGGGGCAAAAGAGUGAGCACUUUGCUUCUGGCCUAGGACUCAUGCUAAUUUCUUAAACUUGAAGCAUAUUAAAUUCUGUAAAUGUAAGAGUUGAAGCAUUAUGGGAUCACUCAUGUUCUUACAGAGACACAUCCUAGCAUUAAAAUUUUGCAGGACAUUUAUUUAAUGUAGGUUUCAUGUGGUUUCUUUCUCUUUGGCUUGGAAAUUGCUUUCUUAAACCAACUACUUUUUUACAUAUGUGAACAUAUUUGUGUGCAGAUUUAUAUCUUGUGGAUCACUAGUCAGAUAUUUAAAUUAGCUGCUUUAAAAUGAGAUCCUAAAUAUUUACCUCAGUGAAAGCACAAACUUGAGUUAUGGCUACAAAUUUCACAUCUUGUCACAGCCCCUGGUUAUUUUUGUGUGUGUGUGUCUCUCUCUCUCUCUCUCACCAUAACAGAUGAUUCCACAUACAAUGGGCUAGUUUGUAAUACGUUGGAAGUUACAACCAAGUAUCUGAACAACUGUCUUGUUCCAGUAAUUUUAUGAAGCAUUAAUUAGAACAUCUGGAAUCCAUUUCAUAUUCUACUACUGUAAUCAAAGAUGCCUUCAGUGGUGACUACAGCGGUGUACAGAACAUAUCAAGUCAAUUUAACUGUACUUACCACUUAAGUUUGGAUACAUUUUAAUACUUAGGUUGGUUGGUGGAAUCAUGCUACAACCUGAGUCUGUGUUCUUUCCCUGAGUGUCCCAGUGAAGACUGAGGAAGCCAGUUACGUGGAAUUGAGUAGUAAAUUUUUCCCUGCAAUUUAUAUGAACCAUAUUCUAAUUUCCAACUAGAUAACUUAAAAUGACUGUUGGGCAUUUUCCAGUAUCUUGGACUCAAUUUAUGCCCCUAGCUCCUACAAUUGAAUUGUAUCAGAAUCUACUCCUUCUCUUUCCCUUAAUUAUAUAGGCAUGUUUGAGUGGCUAAUCACCCUAAUUUUGCACAUUACUGUCUGUGUAUAACAAACAUUUUGGAGUGUAAAAUUUGUAUAUUUGUUUAUAAUCAAUUUGUAUUUUGUGUGUGUGUGUGUGUGUAUAUAUAGUUGCUUUUGGAAGUGUACAUGUUAAUGGAAAUAUUAAAAUGGUUUCAGUAAAAA